Molecule: messenger RNA, 3494 nt
Organism: Pocillopora damicornis (cauliflower coral)
Lineage: Eukaryota; Metazoa; Cnidaria; Anthozoa; Scleractinia; Pocilloporidae
Molecular function (GO): protein binding
Source: RefSeq, a predicted model, not a curated record
GCUAACAAUGGAUAAUCUCAAGGAAUUAAUUGCACCAAAAACAUUUAACAAAGUUAGCCAUGCCGCAGUUGUUAUUUGGAUCCUGAUCGGUGUAAUCUUCCUUGGCAUUUUUGCAGACGCAGAAAACGGCGAAUCCAGGUAUGAUUUCCGCUGUGGCGUGGCGAAGAGUGAAAACAUCGACCUAGUCCGUGGAAAAUGUUUCGAGUUAUACGAGAAGCAGUAUAAUAGACACGCUCUUCCUACCUAUGGCUUCGUAAUCAUGAACUUUUUCCUCAUUGGAACUGUUUGUGCUAUUUACUCCCGAAUAGUGAGCCCCACAGUCGAUCAACUGUCGCUAAGCGCUCGUAACGGUGAUCUCGAGAGACAGUCGCCCGACCAAGAGAAGGCUGGAAGAAAGCUGUUUAUCACUUACUGCUGUCAACUUUUCACGAGGAUUGUUUUAGGAGUUCUCUUUAUGGUCCUACAAACUCAGGUUCUUUAUCCUCUGGACUUUCCCUCCAGCUUUUCUUGUUAUCCAACCUCUGGCGAGAACCAGCCAAGGAAUUCUACUGGCGUCAUACAAAACUCCCCAUACGAGUGUCAUAAUCAACGAGCGACUAAGAAAAGCUCUUGGAUGCGCGCUGUCCUUAUCGUGAACGGAAUUUUUCUAUUUGGUAUUCUGAUGGAAACCGUCUAUUUAUUUCUACGUGCGUGGAAAGAAAAUAGUUUUAUGAAAAAUUCUAACUUUCUAAAAGCUCACCUGAAACCCUCCCAUGGCAACUCGCAAAAUGCUAUCACCUCGACAGAAAAAGAAGAAGGAACGAACGUCCCACAAGAACUUCACCAGGUAGAGGAAAGUAGAGACCAUGAAACGAAAAUUCCACGUCUGCCAAGCGAGCCUGAACAACUCCAAAAACCACCGCUUCAGGAAUUCAUCGAGAAUACAAAAAAAAUUAUUAAAGACGAGACAAAUCAGCCUCCCCAACUCCGGUCGCCUUUUUCAAGUACUCCCGGCGAAGGACGCCCAGCUAAACAUUUGACUCUAGAUCAGAUUUACACAAAACUUGUCGUUGUUCCAGACAGAGCCGAAUAUGACUUUUCUGGAGACAGAUGGGAGAAACUGGCAGUCUACGCCAGAUCGGGUGAGAAAAACAUAACACCUAGAGGGCUGGAGGACAUUGUCAACAACGAAGACAGAAAAGUGUUGAUUGUUGGUCGUCCCGGAAUCGGAAAGACACUUUGCUGUUCCAAAAUUUUAAGAGACUGGGCAUUUAACAAAGUAUUCCUUAAAACACCUGAUGCCAAAAUCCAUUUUGAUGCUACUUUCUUAAUCAAAUUCAGAGCNUUCAACGCGGCAACCGACCUUAGCCUCCGGGAACUGCUCACAUCGUCAGAACAUUCCCCCUCAGAUCACAUGGAUGAUGAAGUCUGGAAUUACAUCCUUGAGAAUCCCCAAAGAGUUCUCCUUAUUUUCGAUGGAAUCGAUGAAUUCAAACACAACUCAAAGAUCAGGAAGGAAAACUUCAAGCCUCAAUUCAGAAACCGCGUUGACGAGAAGAUGCCCCUUCACGGUCUUUACGAGAAGCUUGCGACUGGGAAACUUCUCAACGGAGCUGCCGUUUUGACAACUACAAGACCUACGGCUUUGUCAUGCAUCGAACGUCUUUCUUUCGACAAAGUCUUUGAGAUCCUCGGCUUCUCAUCCGAACAAGUCGAAGAGUACGUAACCAAAUUUGCUGAAGAGGACAAGUAUGCGGGCGAAACAUUAUGGCGACACGUUCGCGGUAACAUGAACGUUCUCUCUCUAUGCUACGUUCCUGCGAGUUGCUUCAUCAUUUGCUCAACUCUCUUUCAAAUGGUGAAGUUCUAUGGUUCUAAGAGUCUAAACCUACCAACGAAAUUAACAGAUAUUUACAAGAAAGCAGUGAAAAUCUUUUACUUAAGACACAACGAAGAAUUCCGCGACGAAGAUUUCACUCGUGAAGACUUUGAAUCGGACGAUUUGCCCCUUGACGUUGAAAAGAAGUUCGAGAAACUGGAAAAAAUGGCAUUUGAAGGAAUUAGAGAUGGAAAGCUAAUCUUUGGAGGAAACGAAGUACGCGGAAUGAAAGGUAGCGCUCUCUUUCACCGCUUACCCGACCGUGAAACUGCCCCGUUAAAACGUGAACAACAAUUCUGUUUCAUUCAUUUAACAGUGCAGGAGUUUUUCGCUGCAAGGCACCUGGCAAACAUGAGUGAAACAGAAUUAAGGAACUUUGUUUCAAUGAACAUAGAGGACGGCAAAUGGCAGCUGGUUUUUCAGUUUCUAGCAGGACUAAUGAACGAGAAAGAAAAACUACCUAGCGAAAUCAUCACAGACCUUCUUCCUGUGGAAACUGAAGUGAGAGAAAGCCACGAAGAGUGGACAGAGGAAACGAGGGGAAGGAAAGUAACUUGUUGGCCGACUAAAGAUAAAAACGGUUUAGCAGUGACAUUAUUUAAAUGUGCUAACGAAAGUAGUGAGAUGGAGGAAAUAGUUCAGAGAAAACUACAACAAAUUAAUUUUAAUUUUGUAAAGUUUAAUUUUUGUCAACUCACACCUGUUGAUGGUGCUUCAUUAGUUACUGUAAUUAAGAAUGUUCAACAAAUUUCACAUUUAGAAUUGGCCGACAAUAACUUUGGUCCAUUAGGUUGUUUUGAGAUUUGUAAGUUGUUAAAAUGUAGUAAAUCUCAACUGAGCUGGUUAAACCUCGCAGCAAAUCAAUUGACAGACGAAGGAGCAAAGUAUUUAGCUGAAGCUAUCAACAACAACAACUGUCAGCUUAGCACGUUAGGUCUCUGGGGAAAUGACAUCUCAGACAUUGGAGCGCAGCUCUUAGCUAAAGCCCUCAACAACAACUGUCAGCUACGCGCGAUACUUCUGUCAAGAAAUAACAUCACAGCCACUGGAGUACAGCACCUGGCUGAAGCCAUCACUAACAACAACUGUCAGCUACGCACGUUACACCUUGAAGAAAAUAACAUCUCCGACAUUGGAGCACAGCACUUGGCUAAAGCCAUCAACAACAAAAACUGUCAGCUACGCACGUUAAACCUCCGGGGAAAUAACAUCUCAGACAUUGGAGCACAGCACUUGGCUGAAGCCAUCAACAACAACAAUUGUCAACUACGCACGUUAAGCCUCACAGAAAAUAACAUCUCAGACAUUGGAGCACAGCACUUGGCUGAAGCCAUCAACAACAACAACUGUCAACUACGCACAUUAAUCCUCUCAGGAAAUAACAUCUCAGACAUUGGAGCACAGCACUUGGCUGAAGCUAUCAACAACAAAAACUGUCAGCUACUCACGUUAUACCUCACAUUAAAUCAUGACAUCACAGAGGCAGGUAGACGACACGCAGAGAAUUUAAUUAACAAUAGUCAGUCUAACUGUCGCCUUUUUAUAUAGCAUCGCUAAUUCACAAAUAAUUGUUAAAACUGGAAAAAAGAUUAUCUUAUCCAUUUACAAUUCAAGAUGUGAGGUAACCAGCUCAGCG